This is a messenger RNA of Peromyscus leucopus (white-footed mouse), 590 nucleotides long. It is a transcript of the gene Tzmp1, whose product is annotated as small integral membrane protein 27. The transcript is spliced from 2 exons. The coding region runs from base 333 to 500 and encodes 55 amino acids. Lineage: Eukaryota; Metazoa; Chordata; Mammalia; Rodentia; Cricetidae. The record is from RefSeq and is a predicted model, not a curated record.
CAACUUUAAUCCUUCCAGCGUGCUAUUUUCAAAUAAACUUACAUGCACUCGAUGGCAUACUAUUUUGCGCUAAUACCGCACUGCGACUGGAGGGAAAAAAGUUGAGAAAUGCCUAUGUAAGCUCAAAAAAAAGCGCGAUUUUAAAAUUUUCUCUUGUAUUUCCACCGCUGCCUGAAAGGCGGGCUAGGCCCGGAUCACGUGACGCGCUCCAACUCCGGGCGGAAGCGCGCCUGGAACGGCUCGCCGAAAGAUGGCUGCUGCAGCAGCGGGGUGGACGGCGCCCGGGAGCGGGCUCUAGGGCCCGCGCCACCCCGUCCCCGGUGCUCCUUACCAUGAGGCCAGUGAGUCGCCGCACCCUGGACUGGAUUUACUCCGUGUUGCUACUUGUGAUCGUCUUGCUCUCCUGGGGAUUCGUCAUCUAUGCAUCGACUGUAGCUGCGCGACGACAGCUACAGAAGGAGUUUCCAGACAAAUUCUUGGAAAUGAAUGAACUUUGGUAAUUCAGCAAACACAGUUCUUUCCCUCAAAGAGCACCUAUGUAGACUUAAAAGUAAAAUUCACAAUACAAAAUUGCGUAUGGUCUUUUGUGA